UCUGCGUGCAGGAUACGUUCCUCCGUACCAGAAAAGUAACGUGGCAGCCAAAUAUAAGCAACAGUGUUCGACAGCAGUGUUAUUUUCAAUGUAUUUGGUAAUCCUUGAAUACAUACCUGCACUGUAUUGCUGGGACAACCCCGUUAUACUAGGUAGCUUGCAUAGGUAGGGGAAUGGAAAGCAGGGUGCGCUCUUGCAGCCUCGUGACGGCCAAUUGUGCUUCUGUCUGACUGCUAAAAUUUAUGUGUUGCCGACCUAAUCGACGGCGCCGACACCCUAAUGGGCAGUUUUAGCUUUUCCAGCGGCUCUGGUCCUCAGCUGCUCUCUAGGACGGAUGUACCGCGACUGAUGGUACAUGGAGGCUAUCGCUCGUUGCUUGUAACGAAGGCCGGUGCUUCACGACGGCUCAGCUGUCAGUCGCUCGCCCAGCCAGCCGUUGCUGAGCUGGUGGCUGGCAGUGGCGCUGCAGUAGCAAAGACUGGUAUGCGAAAGGCUCUGAUUGAACAUAAUCAGUCAUCACGGACUCAGGCAGCAAGCCAGGCCGGAAGCGGCAAGAGCUGCAAUCGCAGUAGCAAUGCAACAGCCCCCCAAACGUCAGUCAGAUGCAGCUCCGUCAUCUAUAGGAUGGAGCUUUCAGGUAGCAAGGAUCAAGGCCAUCAGCCUGCAGAGGCCACGCAACUAAAGCCGUUGCCUGGGCCUCCGGAGCCGCCAGCGCGCCGGGGGGUGAAUGGCCGGCCCUGGACGCGUCUGCACGCCAGGGUGCAUCAGGCGCUUAGGGCGCAACGCCUGCUGGACACAGACUCGGUAUUGGUGGCUGUGUCGGGGGGACAGGACUCCAUGUGCCUCCUACAGCUGCUGGCGGACCUGCAGCCGCUGUUCCGCUGGCGGCUGGGUGUCGUACACUGCGACCACGGCUGGCGACCGGACUCCGCCGCCAACGCCGAGUUUGUACGGCAGUUUGCGGAGGAGCAGUUGCAGCUGCCGUGCUACGUUCGCGUGGCGGCCCCCGGCAGCGUCCACAGCGAGGGUCGGGCGCGUAAGUGGCGCUACGGAGUGUUUGCUGAGGUUGCCGCGGCGCAUGGGUACAGCACGGUUGUGACAGCCCACACGGCAACAGACAGGGCUGAGACCCUGAUGCUCAACUUGCUGCGGGGCGCGGGGCCGGACGGGCUGGUUGCGCUGGCCAGGGAGCGGGUGCUGACGGCGGAGGGCGGGGAGGCAGCGCCGGAGCGCCACCAUGACGGCUUGUCACAUGGCCGCAGCGGCUCCAGCAAAAGCAGGGAAAGCGAUGUCACUGGGAGUGAUGUCGCUGGAAGUGGAGGGGGCGUUAGUGAUGAUGGGUCCUGUGGGAAUGGGGCCGGGUACUUCUCUGGCGUGCAGGGCCCUGAGGAUGGGCUGAGCUUGAAGAGUGGCAGCUUUCAGGGUGGCAGAAGCGAGCUGGGGACGGGUGGCAGCUGCACCAGCACCAGCGACGGCGAUGACAGCAAUGACUGCGGGGAUCUGGGGCCAGAUCCAGGCCGACGAGGCGAGCGCAUCAGUUCCAGUACUAGCAACUGCGGCGUUGCCACCAACGGCGGCGUCAGCAACAGCCAUGGCAAGAACAGCAGCAGCAACAACAGCACGUCUGCAUGUACACAGCCCACGCGCCUGGUACGCCCCUUGCUGGAAUUCACUCGUGAUGACAUCCAGACAUUUGUCCAGCAGCUACAGCUGCCGUACUACCACGACACCACCAACGACUGCAACGACCUGCGCCGCAACCUCCUGCGCAACGAGGUGAUGCCGCUGCUGCGGCUGCGUUUCAACCGCCGGCUGGACCAGGCGCUCUUCCGCUUCAUGGAGGUACUUCAAGCAGAAACCGAGUACAUGGAGGAAGUGACGGACGGAUUGUACGGCAGCAUUGCCGUACGUGCAAGCGCCAGCGUGGACAGCGAGGUGGGCUGUGUGAGCGCACGUGGGGACGUGGGUAGUAGUGUUGCUGGUGAAGACGAGGUGUUGCUGCUGGGGGAGCUGCGGCGGCUCCCGGUGGCACUGCAGCGGAGGGUGGUGCAUAAGUGGCUGCGAGCUGCUGUGGCUAGGUAUAGAGGUGGAUAUGGAGGGGGAGCCGGUAACGAUGGGGAGGAGGAAGCCGCCGCCAGCGGUGCUGCUCCAGACAUUGGCAGUCUGGGCCGUGGUUCGGAGGUGGGAUAUGAGGACGUGUCUCGCUGCCUCGCGCUGCUGCAUGCGCCCAACCGGAGCAACAGCGACGCGCUGUGUGGGGGCUUGGUGGCGUCUGUGCGGGAGGGGCGGCUGCGUGUGCGGACUGCGCAGGAGUGGGUUGCAGAGGAAGAGCGGGAGUUGCAGCGGCGGCAGCAACAACAGCGGGGCAACAGCAGUCGGCUGGCUUGCAUACGCUGCCCGGUUGCUCAUGCUGGUUGACAGUGCUUGGUGUGCUGAUACAUCAUAGAGUUCAUAGGUUGUUGUCAACAGUGUUUUGAGGUGUUCGCCGUGGCAGUUGGUUGGAGACUGUACCGUUGGCUAACGCCAUCGUCGUCCUUACUGCCCCGUACCUCGCUGACAGGGAAGCUGCAGUCUGAUUACGACGCCAGCUGCCGUACGCGUGCUUUGACAAUGGGGUUGGACACCACAGGUCUGCAGGAUGCCGCUCGGCUGUGGCUCGGAAAGGCUUCGCAGGGCAGCGAGCGUUUGCGGGAAGGCCUGGCUGGAGGCCGGACCCUUUUGCGUUGCGGGCAUAGCUAGCAGCAAGGACUGGCCGCCCAUGGCUGCCGUGCUGUGCGGUCAAGAGGCUCCCGCACAGAAUAGGACCAGGAGCCAGGUCCUACUAGCACCCGAACCUCGCUCCUGAGCUGAAGCACUGCUUUAGGCUGUAACGAGGGGAAACGGG
This is a messenger RNA of Astrephomene gubernaculifera, 2884 nucleotides long. The record is from the annotation of a GenBank genome assembly. NCBI's taxonomy places the organism in Eukaryota, Viridiplantae, Chlorophyta, Chlorophyceae, Chlamydomonadales, Astrephomenaceae.